UGUCUUCUUCCCCGUCCCGUUAGUUUUCCUCAGUCUUUCCCUCUGACUGCACAGACUGCGUUACCGCAGCUACUUCUAAUGGACGUAUUGGCUGUUCCUGCAGAUCGGCAGAAAGGAUGGUACCUUUCACUCAUGGCCCCCAAUACAAAGGGACCAGAGUUUGCCUGGCUGGACCCUUCCAGACUCUACUGCAACUCACAGGCGCUGGCAGACUGUGUCAAAGACCUUCUGAGUGUGUUUCACAGUGACCCCAUUGACCUGGUUGCUGGGAUUGAUGCCAUGGGAUUCAUUCUUGGAGCAUCUAUUGCUGCAACUCUUGGAAAAGGCUUCCUGGCGAUUCGUAAAGCGGGUCAUCUGUGCGUGGCGACUGAAAACCAAAACUACACAGACUACACAGGCAGAGAAAAGACUAUGGAAGUAAGGCUGGAUGUGCUAAAACCAGGUAUGAAGGUUCUGCUGGUGGACCAGUGGAUAGAGACAGGAGGCACUAUGAGGGCCGCCAUCCAGUUGGUGGAGAAACAGGGAGCCACGGUUGUUGGUGUAGCCGCUGUGGCCAUCGAGAACACGGAAGGAGGGAAGUGGAUCAAGGAAAACUACAAGUUCUCCCACUGCAUCCCAGAAGAUCUGCAGAUUCAAGUCGAUGGAAAAUAUAUGAACAUUUUGAAAAGCUUUAACAAGUAGAAGAUUUUCAGAGCUUAAUGAAGAGAAAAUAAACUUUAUGUCAAAUACUUUAAUUUGCAUAGAAAUACAUUAAGGUAAUUAUUAAAUGACUUAGGUUUUGAUAUUUUUUUACUAACCAAAAUAAUAGCACAGGAUUUCUCGUGUAAUAAAAAUAAAAAUCAGACACUUGAAUCAAAACAGUUGAUGCUCACAAAGACAAAAUAAAAACUCUACAACAAAUUCAGUCACUGAUUAAAUAAAAACAAUAAGUAAGUACCUAUCAAGCUUCCUGGAAAUAUUUUUCCUUAAGAUGGAGGCGUGAGAAAAUGGUUAAAGGCAUGAUGAUGAUGCCUGAUAUCUCUUUAUGUUGCACUAGAAAUUAAUUUAUUAUUAUUACGUUUUAGCCCUCAGCUCACAUACACAAUACAUCUCUCCUUUGUGCUGUGACACACUAAUGCUUUAAUAAUGUAACUUUGACAUUUAACAACCUCCAUGCUUGGAAAACAAGUUUAAAAAGUCUUAAAACGGGAUAACUUGUUUUGCAGCAACAUCAUUUCAUACUGAUCCAACCUUUAAUGAGUUUUCCCUUUAUGAGGAGGCAUGAAAAUAAAAAUGAGAUAAAAUUACCACAAUUAUUACAAAUUUAGCUGUGCAUUUCUAAAAAUUAAACAUUCUAAGAAGGUUCCAAAAAGAAACUGAAA
Messenger RNA from Cyprinodon tularosa, 1361 nucleotides. RefSeq lists its product as uncharacterized. The record is from RefSeq and is a predicted model, not a curated record. The coding region runs from base 79 to 681 and encodes 200 amino acids. Lineage: Eukaryota; Metazoa; Chordata; Actinopteri; Cyprinodontiformes; Cyprinodontidae. Gene Ontology annotation, molecular function: adenine phosphoribosyltransferase activity. The transcript has 5 exons.